AUGGCUGAUCGACUUGUUUCUAACUUUAAGCAAUUGGCAUCGGAGGUCAAUCUCCAGGACAGGGAUUUCCAAAUUGCCAUUGCCUCAAUUCUCUUCAAUCCAACUUUUUGGAACAUUGCCGCCAGAACCGAGUACAAGACUCACCUUCUGACCAAAUUGGCCUUCAAUAAACCCAAAUUCGGCUGCUAUUUACUCGCAUUAACCAUUUUCUCCCUGGGUCUAUUCAGAGAUUAUCUGUAUGAAAAGGCACUGAAAAACCAAGCCAGUUCCGUGUUAUUGGCUGAUCCAGUGUUCAGAUACCUAGGAAUUGCAUCCUUCUUGUUUGGAAAUGUUCUCGUUUUAUCCUCAAUGUGGAAGCUGGGGAUUACUGGUACUUAUCUGGGAGACUACUUCGGUAUAUUGAUGGAGGACAGAGUGACCUCGUUCCCAUUCAACAUUGACGACAACCCGAUGUACAAUGGAUCCACUCUUUGUUUCCUUGGAACUGGGUUAUAUUACGGGAAGCCUGCUGGAGUUUUUGCCUCUCUGGUAGUUUAUCUGAUGUACCAGAUUGCACUGAAAUUUGAGGAGCCAUUCACAGCAAAGAUUUAUGCCAAACGGGAAGCGGAGAGAGAACAAAAGAAGAAAAAGAGUUUGUAG
Messenger RNA from Komagataella phaffii GS115, 639 nucleotides. Its product is annotated as Phospholipid methyltransferase (methylene-fatty-acyl-phospholipid synthase). Gene Ontology annotation, molecular function: S-adenosylmethionine-dependent methyltransferase activity. The coding region runs from base 1 to 639 and encodes 212 amino acids. Lineage: Eukaryota; Fungi; Ascomycota; Pichiomycetes; Pichiales; Pichiaceae. Gene Ontology annotation, biological process: phosphatidylcholine biosynthetic process. The record is from RefSeq and is a predicted model, not a curated record. The transcript is spliced from 2 exons.